UGUGCCCUUGUAAAGCAAAUGAGAAAAGUGUUGAAAGUCAACAUUAAGGAAACCCUCGAGGAUCGAAAGAUUUCCUUGAGUCUCAUAAAAAAAACGCCUUUACCAGUCAAACUGUUGCCUGACGUUAAUGCAAGAUAA
Messenger RNA from Acaulospora morrowiae, 138 nucleotides. The record is from the annotation of a GenBank genome assembly. NCBI's taxonomy places the organism in Eukaryota, Fungi, Glomeromycota, Glomeromycetes, Diversisporales, Acaulosporaceae.